AUGUUUUUCGCACCAUUUGUGGCCCUGAUUGGCCGUAUACCCUUCAUCUUAGCUUUCUCGUUUCCCACCAUGGCUAUUUCGGAUGAAAAUAAUGGAGAGAGAUUAGUUGGCAUCGUUAGCAACCGCCAAAGCGCUAGCGACUAUGACGAUGAUAUGAAGCGAGCAAAAUUUGCAGGCAUCGACGCUUUCGCCUUAAACAUCGGCACUGAUUCCUACACAGACAAGCAGCUGGGAUUGGCCUAUAAAUCUGCCGCUAAAAACGGCAUUAAGGUUUUCCUCUCUUUUGACUUCAACUGGUGGCAGACUAGCCAGGGUAGUGCAGUGGGUGCGAAGAUCGCGCAGUAUGCCAGUCUUCCGGCCCAGCUCAAGGUCGAUGGGAAGGUCUUCGUGUCUUCUUUCGCCGGCGAUGGUGUCAACAUUGACGCAGUCAGAUCAGCUGCCGGUCGCGAUAUCUACUUUGCACCGAAUUUCCACCCUGGUCGAAGUGAUUUCGGUGACCUUCAGGCUGCUCUGAAUUGGGCCGCUUGGGGCAAUAGCGGAAGCAAUAAGUCCCCAAAUCCCGGCAACCGGCUCGCUGUGGCGUAUGGCGACCGGGCUUACGAGACAGCUCUUAUGGGGAAGCCCUAUAUUGCGCCGAUUUCACCUUGGUUUUCGACACACUUCGGCGGCGAAGACUCUUACACCAAAAACCGGGUUUUUCCCUCUGGUCUCAUCUGGUACAACCGGUGGAGAGAGAUCCUAGAUACCAGCCCCCGCUUCGUGGAGCUUAUCACGUGGAACGACUACGGUGAAUCGCACUACAUUGGCCCGCUGUCAUCACCACACACAGAUGAUGGAGCCUCCAAAUGGGUAAUCGGAAUGCCACAUAACGGCUGGCUUGAUAUAGCCAAGCCUUUCAUAGCUGCCUACAAAGCUGGCUCAAAGCUGCCAAUUAAUUUCCUUGACGAGGAAAGGCUGGUCUACUGGUACCGACCGACCCCCAAAGACGUCGACUGCGACGCGACCGACACAACAAUGCAAAGCUGCCCCCACAGUGGCAGUGACAAUCCUGUUUGUGGCCGACCUGAUGGAGUGGAUCAUAUGACCGACGAGGUAUUCAUUGUCACAAUGCUCGAAACGCCCGCGACAAUACAUGUGCAAUCCGGAUGCAAGACGGAGACUUACGAAGCAAAGGCCGGAGUAUGGUCACAUUCAGUGCCGAUGGGCGUGGGUACCCAGAGCUUCAAGGUUGUGCGUGACGGAGAGACGAUUGAUUCUCUGUGUGGGACUAGUUUGAGGGAAAUUACUGAAACAUGCCCCUGUGGCAUUUAUAACUUCAAUGCUUAUGUGGGAACUUUGCCAGCGGAUGCCUCUGUUGACCGGCUGCAGCCAGCUGGACUGUCACGUUUGUCGCAGGGAUUGAAAACUUCUUGUUCGACUGGUAGACUGUAG
Messenger RNA from Penicillium brevicompactum, 1431 nucleotides. Its product is annotated as glycoside hydrolase family 71 protein. The record is from RefSeq and is a predicted model, not a curated record. NCBI's taxonomy places the organism in Eukaryota, Fungi, Ascomycota, Eurotiomycetes, Eurotiales, Aspergillaceae. The transcript has 4 exons. Gene Ontology annotation, molecular function: glucan endo-1,3-alpha-glucosidase activity. The coding region runs from base 1 to 1431 and encodes 476 amino acids. Gene Ontology annotation, biological process: mating projection tip cell wall disassembly.